AUAAGCAUGUUUCUGGGUGGUUUGGUGGUCACCAUCCUCCUGGACAUCAUCCACAUCAGCAUCUUCUACCCGCGGGCCGGCCUCUUGGACGUAGGGCGCUUUGGCGCUGGCAUGACCAUCCUCAGCCUGCUCCUCAAGCCCUUCUCCUGCUUCAUGCUCUACAACAUGUACCUGCAGCGCGGGGGCGAGGCUCCCUUCGGCUCCAGGGAGUACUAUACACUUUUUGGAAGCACAUCUCAACGCAGUGCCUACCAGACGAUUGACUCACCAGAGGCCCCCACAGACUUUUAUGCAGGCGCGGAGAACAAGGGUCACACCUCCCAAGGGUACUGAAGCCAGCCCUGCUGCCCUGGCCACAGCUCCGGGGCCAGAAUCACAAACUGUAGGGGAGGUUGGUCAGCAGGGCCUUCCUUGUGCCCUGGACACCGAUCUACGGCUGCCCCUGACCCCCCCUCUCUUGGACCUA
Messenger RNA from Myotis myotis, 466 nucleotides. Its product is annotated as type-1 angiotensin II receptor-associated protein-like. The transcript has a single exon. Gene Ontology annotation, cellular component: plasma membrane. Bases 7 to 333 code for a protein of 108 amino acids. Lineage: Eukaryota; Metazoa; Chordata; Mammalia; Chiroptera; Vespertilionidae. The record is from RefSeq and is a predicted model, not a curated record. Gene Ontology annotation, biological process: angiotensin-activated signaling pathway; regulation of blood pressure.